AUGAGUGGUGAAAAUGAACCUACAGAAAGACCUGCCUUUGUGGAUGAUACACAACUUUGGGAAAAACCCCUUCCCGAGUGCUUUAGAGGUUUAAAAUUUUUUGAACCAGAUCGUCUUUUACCGCGCGAAACUGCUUAUUUUGUACGGGCUCAUGCAAACGGACACAUCAAUAUCCAGUCGAGAGGUGUCGAUGAGGUUGCUAAAUGGAUUCUUUCGAGAUACAGAAACAAUGAAAUGUGCUGCAUGGAUUUUCCCAAUCAUGAGCUGCAUCCAAAAACUGCAGAUAGGGCAGCGAUAGACUGGAUAUUUCUCGUCUCAACUCUGAAUUUUUCGCUUUGGACGAAUGAAGAAUACAAAAUUCAAGUGACUUAUAAAGACAAAGUCUAUAGUGGAUAUUAUGCAUUGGCAGCAUGUGUUAAUCGUGCUUUAGAGGCUGGGAUGCCUCUUACAGAUGCGAAAUUUAUGAAAAAUCUUACUGUUCAGAACGUGUGUGAUAUAUUCAAAGGAACUUAUAAGAAAAAAGGAGCUAUUAUUUGUUUCUUUUCUUUUUAUGUAUAUGUGCUUGUGAACACUUGUCGUUUAUGCGUUGGAACGUCACUUUUUUCUUUUCAGAAAUUUGACGGUUCAUUCUACAAUUGUUUGGCGGCAUGCGAAAGAAGCGCUGUCAAACUACUUGCAUUAAUUGUUGAAAAUUUCCCAAGUUAUCGGGACUAUGCGACUUAUGAUAAUCAAAGGAUCUCUUUCCUAAAAAAAGCCCAAGUUUUGAUUGGUCACUUAUACUCAUGCUGUAAGGGUAAAAACGAUCUUGGAGAUUUCAAAGACUUUGACCAAAUUACUAUGUGUGCAGAUUACCACAUUCCUCAAGUCCUUGCAUAUUUCAUGGUUCUUCAAUAUUCACCAGGUCUUAGAGAAUCGUUGAAAACAAGGCAUAUUUUUGAAGUUGACGACGAAAUCGUGAUUGAACUGCGAGCUAUUUCUGUUCUUGCUGUAGAAGAAAUAGCAGAAAAAAUUAAAGAAUUACGAGAUGCUUCUGAUUCUGAAAUGCAGGAAAUAUGCCCGUAUGAUGUCGGAGCGUUUCUUUGGCACUACAGGAGGGAAAAUGCAGAAAAAGUUGAUAAACAUAUAACUUUUUUGCGGCCUUACAUGACUGGAGCUGAAGAGGUUUAG
This is a messenger RNA of Enterobius vermicularis (human pinworm), 1167 nucleotides long. The record is from the annotation of a GenBank genome assembly. Lineage: Eukaryota; Metazoa; Nematoda; Chromadorea; Rhabditida; Oxyuridae.